Cydia pomonella (codling moth) is the source of this 5166-nucleotide messenger RNA. RefSeq lists its product as uncharacterized. NCBI's taxonomy places the organism in Eukaryota, Metazoa, Arthropoda, Insecta, Lepidoptera, Tortricidae. The transcript is spliced from 2 exons. Bases 1 to 5166 code for a protein of 1721 amino acids. Gene Ontology annotation, molecular function: nucleic acid binding; RNA-DNA hybrid ribonuclease activity. The record is from RefSeq and is a predicted model, not a curated record.
AUGUAUAGGACCCCCAUCAAGAACGUAGCUUCGGAGAUGUCGCCCACGAAGCCGGAAAAAACCGACCUGCGACCGUCAGUUAGAAAAAGCAUCGGGGAAUGGGAACUGGGUAAGACCUUCCACCUAUCACCAAACCCAGCGCAGGCGGGGACCGCGGGUGCUGACAUUACAUUGGAGCCAGCCCUCGCGGCCCCCACGGUGUUAAUCGUGGAAGCCGACGCUACGCAAACACAGGCCGGCCUGUCGAAGACCGAAACAAAACAACAACAAGUAAAAGCUGGGAACGCGGAAUCCGCAGAGACAGCACGGGCUGGCCCUUCACGCCAAAACACAAUUAUUAUAUCGCCGGCGAGAAAGACGCCCACUGCACCUGCAAAAAAGGCUUACGCAAGCAGAACGAUAGAGGCACGAGUCCUCCACGACAAGGCGACCGCGAGCAUAAAAGAGGGGAGAAACGUUAAAACCUCCAUAAAAAACGAUGUCCUGGAGGCCCUGGACAGGCUUUACCAAUUGGUAAAGGAAGCGGAUGCCGAGUCAAGGAAGGAGAGGCUCGGAGCCAACAGGGAGGUGCCUAAGGGAAAGAAAGAGGCCACUAAAAACUCGGCCGGAACGGACACCGACACCUUCCUGGCAAAACUAGAGGAGCAAACCAGGCUUAUAGAGGAAAACAGCAGGAAAAUGGACGAGCUGAGGGCCUCGAUGGAGACCCAACGGGAGACCCUAUCGAGUAUGGCAACGACCGCCACAUACGCAAGCGUAGCGGCGGCGGCGUCCUCGAACGUAACACAGGGUGCAGGAUCUACCUCAAGGAGAGGCACCCUGCACUCAGUGGUCGUAACCUCGACGGAUGAAACCGAAACGGGAGACGAGGUCCUCGGCAAGAUCAGGGAAGCAGUGGACGCUAAGGAGGGGUGGAUCAAGGUGGAGAGGGUACGGAAAGCGAAGGAUAGGAAAAUCAUAAUGGGUUUGGCAACUAGAGAGGAAAGGGAUAAGAUAAAAGAUAGGCUGACGAAAGAGGGAACAAAUCUUGUCGUUGAGGAUGCGAAAAAUAAGGACCCGCUCCUGGUCCUUAGGAGUGUCCUCACUAUAAACUCCGACGAGGACAUAGUGAGGGCCCUAAGAAACCAGAAUAAGGGGAUUUUCCGCGACCUCAAGGACGAAGAAAACAGGGUGGAAAUUAAAUAUAGAAGGAGAACGCGGAACCCACAUACUAGCCACGUUGUGGCCUGUGUCUCUCCCGCUAUAUGGCAGAGGGCAACGGAGGUGGGAACCGUCCAUGUGGACCUCCAACGCGUAAGAGUCGAAGACCAGACGCCGCUGGUGCAGUGCACACGCUGCCUGGGCUACGGCCACGGAAAGCGAUACUGCACUGCGACCGCGGACUUAUGCAGUCACUGCGGCGGUCCCCACCUACGCUCCGAGUGUGCCGAGUGGCUCGCGAAAGUCCCACCGAACUGCCGGAACUGUGUAAAGGCCGGACUGGAGGACACGGAACACAAUGCGUUCAGUCUGAUUGCACAAGCUAACCUGCAGCGAAAGAAACUUGCCACCGAAGAGCUCUAUGCGGAGGCGAAGCAGCGAGGUAUCGCUGUCGCGCUUCUGCAGGAACCAUACGUGGGAGGGGCAAAAGUGACAAGAAGCUACGGAGGAGUACGGAUCUUCCAGGGCACUGGCGCGGGGGAGGGAACGGUAAAGGCUGCGAUCGCCGUUUUUGACGACAACAUUAAAGUGACACAAUACCCGAAACUUACCACCGAUAACGUGGUAGCAGUAAGCAUCCAAACCAGUGCCUGGGAAGUAGUACUUGUUUCCCUGUACCUAGAACCGGACCAACCCAUGGAACCCCACCUUGAGCAACUUGAGAAAGUUGCAAAAGAACUAAAACCACAGAGGUGGAUAAUAGGCGGAGACUUUAACGCGAAAAGCACCUGGUGGGGUAGCCCUAUAGUUGAUGCCAGGGGGGAACAGUUGGCCACUGUACUGGAUGAGCUUGGCCUGAACAUACUCAACAGAGGGGAUACUCCAACUUUCGACACCGCUAGGGGUGGCAUACACUACUCAAGCUAUGUUGAUGUAACGGCCUGCUCCAUCGACAUGCUUGACCUGGUAGACGACUGGAGAGUUGAUCAGGGGCUAACAAGCUCGGACCACAACGGCAUUCUUUUUAAAGUCAAGUGGACAAAACUGGUUGGCAUAACGGUACACAGGACCACAAGGAAAUUCAACACUAAAAAAGCCAAUUGGUCUGAGUUUCAUGGAAAACUCAGAGAAUUGAUGCAAGAUCACAAAUUAGUAAAGUCCGAAAUAGAAAGCCUAAAUAACAAUAUAAAAAUAGAGAAAGUAGUAACAGAGUUCAAUGCCGUAAUAGAAGAAGCCUGUGUAUCGUCCAUGCCUAAAAAGAAAGUUAAACAGCAACUAACACUGCCGUGGUGGUCCGAUGAACUUGCCAAAAUGAAAAAAGGGGUUGCUACCAGAAAGCGCAGGGUGGGGUGUGCUGCCCCUGUUCGGAGGUCGAAAGUAAUAGAAGAGUACGUGCAAUACAAGGAGGAGUAUGAACGGGCUGCCGCCAAAGCGCAAGUGGACAGCUGGAAAGAGUUCUGCCAUAAACAAACCAGGGAGGGGGUCUGGGAGGGCAUCUACCGGGUAAUCGGAAGGACCGCACGCAGGGAAGAGGACUCACCGCUAGAGAAAGAUGGAGUAGUGCUUGACGCGAUGGGUUCAGUACGCCUGAUUGCGGAAACGUUCUACCCCAAGGACUGCACCACUAACGACAAUGAUUACCAUCGUCAGGUGAGGGAUAGAGCCGACAUUGUGAACGAGGGGGAGCAAGAUAACUCUUGCGAACCCUCGUUCACAAUGGCGGAACUGAAGCGUGCGUACGACUCCUUUAAUCCAAAAAAGGCUCCGGGGGAGGACGGCUUUACCUCUGACAUUUGCCAACACGCCAUAGAGACCGACCCAGAAAUGUUCCUUGCACUGUUGAACAAGUGUCUAAGUCGAGGAUACUUCCCUGGAGCUUGGAAAUCCGCAACGGUGGUGGUCCUCCGAAAGCCUGGUAGAGGAGACUAUGCAACACCCAAAUCGUACCGGCCAAUAGGACUGCUCCCGAUAAUGGGAAAAGUGUACGAAAAGAUGGUGGUGAACAGGCUGAAGUUUCAUCUAUUGCCUCAAAUGAGUGAUCGUCAAUAUGGGUUUAUGCCACAACGCAGCACCGAGGACUCCCUUUAUGUCCUAAUGAAAUACGUACGAAAGAAAUUAGACUUGAAAAAGAUUGUAACUUUGAUAUCACUGGAUAUAGAGGGGGCCUUCGAUGGUGCUUGGUGGCCGGCAAUAAGGACCCGGUUAGCGGACGAAAAUUGCCCUAUCAAACUGAGACGCGUGAUCGACAGCUACCUCACAGAUCGAAGAGUAACAGUUAGAUACGCGGGAGAGCAAUUCAGACUGGAAACCACAAAGGGAUGCGUACAGGGAUCGAUAGCUGGCCCCAUCCUGUGGAACCUGCUCCUGGACCCGUUACUAAAAAGCUACUCGCAAAGGGGCGACUACUGCCAGGCAUUCGCAGAUGAUGUUGUGCUCGUCGUUGAUGGUGAUACAGCCCUGGAAAUUGAAAUGCGCGCUAACGCUGCACUCGACCAUGCUCGGGAGUGGGGUGUCAGAAAUAAGCUUCGAUUCGCACCUCAUAAGACUAAUGCUAUGGUUAUUACACGGAAACUUAAAUAUGACACCCCUCGUCUGAGUAUGGGCGGAACCAGCAUCAACAUGGUAAAAGAAAUGAAAGUACUUGGUGUAACCAUUGACGACAAGCUGACAUUUAAUAGCCAUGUCUCGAAUGUCUGCAGGAAAGCAAUAGCUGUCUACAAACAGCUAUCUAGGGCUGCAAAAACAGACUGGGGACUCCAUCCUGAAGUCAUAAAAACAAUUUAUGUGGCAACUGUAGAGCCCAUUAUCCUGUAUGCCGCCAGUGUUUGGGCGAUGGCUGCAAACAAGUUGGGCGUCCAAAGGCAGCUGGCAGUGGUGCAACGCGGAAUGGCGCAGAAAAUUUGUAAGGCGUACCGCACCGUUUCCCUCAACUCGGCGCUGGUCCUGUCGGGGAUGCUCCCUCUUGACCUCCGAGUGCGAGAGGCGGCUUCGCUGUACGAAGCCAAGAAGGGAGAGUCUCUACCUGCCCUAUGGCCUGGAGAUAGAGAGGUGGAACAAAUGGCAUCCGCAACUAAAAUGCCCCAUCCCGCGGAUCGCGAUGAGUUGAGGGUGGUUCGCCUGGUGAACCAAGACGAUGUGGACUCGAACAGCGAGUUCGACGUACGGAUAUUCACCGAUGGUAGCAAGUUUGAGGGCGGGGUUGGAGCCUCACUUUCUAUCUGGAAGGGAGAAACCGAAUUCAAGGCCCACAAGCUUGCUCUAUCGAGAUACUGCACGGUUUACCAGGCGGAGCUCCUUGCUCUAUGCAAGGCCACUAGGGAAGCGAAAAAGUAUAAUGAGAAAUCGUAUGGAGUCUACAGCGAUUCCAUGGCGGCCCUCCAAACAAUACAAAACCACAGUUGCCUUCACCCCCUUGUCGUAGAGGCCAGAGAGAACUUAAAAUCCAUGUCUCUCCAGGGUAAAGUAGUUACUCUACACUGGAUUAAAGCUCACGCAGGGUUAGAGGGCAACGAGCGGGCAGAUGAGUUAGCAAAAGGAGCAGCUGUAGGCUCCAAACGAAAGCCAGACUACGACCAUUGCCCGGUCUCGUUCGUCAAGCGUAGCAUCCGCAUGUCGACGCUUGACGAAUGGAACCGGAGGUAUAAGUCUGGAGAAACGGCUUCCAUCACGAAGUUAUUCUUCCCAGAUGCAGUGGCGGCAUACAGAGUGACGAGGAAAUCUGCGCCAAACAAUCUAAAGACGCAGUUGAUGACGGGACACGGUGGAUUCUCUGAGUACUUGAACCGCUUCAAGUGUAAGGAGAGUCCAUCGUGUGUCUGUGACAACAAUAAGCAAGAAACGGUGCCACAUGUAAUAUUCGAGUGUCCUGUUCAUGAAUGUGAGCGCUUUGACUUAGAACAAAAAAUUAAAACUAGCAUAACCAUCGACAACCUGCAAAAUAUAAUGGCUAGUGCGGAAAUGAACACAUUUAUAGAGUUUUGCUUAAAAAUUGUGAGGAGAGUUGUAAAACGGAAUAAAACUAGAUAG